UUUAUGAAAAUUUACAUAUUAUUGUUAGCAUUGGUGGCAACAUAGCAAAUGACUGUUGUCUUGUCCUUCUUACAAACUAACUAGUAUUAUUAUAAAUAUAGUUAGAGAGGAUGCUGUUAAUGUAGUUGAGAAUACAAAAGAAUUAAGCAAUGAGGAUGUUGAAGUCGAGGCAACAACUUUAGUGUCUUAGGAUGACAAUGCUUCUGUUACUUAAUUGUAGGAUUUAGAUGAUGUCCAAUUGAACACCGACAUUAACACUACCGAUGAAUCACAAUAAAUGUUAAAUCCAGAUGAUGAGACUCCAUAAAACAAUAUUGAAGUACUUACCUCAUGUAAUUUAGGUUGUCCAAGAAUAAGAGUAAGAAAAUUAUGAUGAUCUUCAAUCAUAAGAUCAAGACUUUUCAGAAUAAUUGUAAGAGGUAGAAGACAACAAUUAUGAUUAAUCAGAAUAAAACAAUGAGUACACUGACGAUACAUAAAAUGAACAAGAUGUUGCUUAUGAUUAGGUUGAAGCUUAGGAUGAUGUUUAACUGUAAUCCUAAACUGAUGAGCCUGCAGAAGUACAAGAGUAAUAAGAAACUGAUUAAUAUACUGAUGAACCUCAAGUUGAAGUUCAAUAGGAUGCUGAUGUCUAUGAUUAAGAUGUCAACAAUUCAAGUGAUGUUGAAAUUCAAUAGGCUGAAAAUGAAGAUGUGUAUGCUGAUCCUGAAACAGACUCAGUCUAAUAAUCUGAAGUUUAAAACGAAGAAAUAUAAUAACAAGAUACUGAAGCACAAGAUGUUUAAGUUGUAUUUGAGAAUGACUCAAAUGCAGAAGCAACAACUGAAUAAGAUGUCUAACAAGAUAACCAAGAAAGUGAAAACUAUAUUGAUGAUGUCCCAUAAGCUUAACAAGAGGAUGUUCAAUAAAAUGAAGUUGUCAAUUCUGAGUAAGAGAACAAUCAAUAAGAUCUUUCAGCCUAAGAGGAGACAAUUUAAUUCUAUGACUCACCAUCAAACUAAAAUUUGGUCAAUUAAGAAAUUAAAUUGAUUCCUGAUGAAGAAUCAAAUAAUGCAGAGGCAUAAAUUGUUGAUGAACAAUAAGUUGUCGUCAUUGAAAAUUAGACAUAAGAAGUGACUGAAGAAAAUAAUUCAGCAGAACCAGAAUCAAAUACUGUCUAGGUUGAUGAGAAUAACUCAAUUGAACCAGAGUCUAAUAACAGUUCUGAUCCAAAUGAUAUUAAUUUAGACAAUAAUGAUGCUUUAGUAAAGUAAAAAUUUCUGUAAUCUUAAUAAUAGUGAUGGUAAUGAUUGUGUCAUCAUAUACAACUAGUGCUAUUUCAAAGGUGAAUCAAUGAAAACAUGUGGAGAUCUCAGCUAAAUGAAGUAUAUAUGGGUUUAAUAUUAUUUAGAGAUUUCUAAUAUGAGAUCAGAUCUUUAUAAAUACCAUCUGGAACUACUUUGACAAUCUUUGAUCAUCCUAAUUUCGAAGGUUAGAAGCAUGUGUUCUCUCAAAGUGAAUAAUGUUUGACAGACGCUGUCUUCUUUGCUCAAAUGGUCUUCAAAAGGGAAUAAAAGUUCCUUGGUAACUAUUUCUGAUAAAGAUCAAAAAUAUUACAUAAAUUAUGUUAAC
Messenger RNA from Paramecium octaurelia, 1611 nucleotides. The record is from the annotation of a GenBank genome assembly. Lineage: Eukaryota; Ciliophora; Oligohymenophorea; Peniculida; Parameciidae.